Molecule: messenger RNA, 823 nt
Organism: Mercenaria mercenaria
Lineage: Eukaryota; Metazoa; Mollusca; Bivalvia; Venerida; Veneridae
Product: complement C1q tumor necrosis factor-related protein 3-like
Exons: 2
Coding region: 46-675 (209 amino acids)
Molecular function (GO): protein binding
Source: RefSeq, a predicted model, not a curated record
AGUAGCUGGCUGAUAAAUCAUAAACACAGCCUAUUGAGAAUAGAAAUGUUUAAUAUCUUGUUUCUUCUAUUAGUUGGGUUUUGUUCUUCUGCGGCGUCGUUUUUAGCGACCAAUCCCCAGAACACUGAUGAUAUACAAUAUCUUCAUCUACUCCUGUCUGACGAGAAAGCCGAGAGAAUGAGACUUCAGACACAGGUUGAUAAGAUGGCGUCGGCACUGCAGACAUUGCAAGAACAGAUGGAGGAAAAACAAAACUGCGAUUGCUCCAAGAAUACACCAAACGUAGCUUUCAGAACUGAACUGAGUAAGGACCUUGGAUCUGUAUCAAGUAACCACGUGGUUAUUUUUGAUGAAGUUGACCUUAAUUUAGGCAGUGCUUACGAGCCGCGGCACGGAAUAUUUACUGCACCUGUCAACGGUACAUACCUGUUCUCCAUGGCUCUCGGAAACCCUAAAGAUCAUGCGGGUGCGUUUUUCAUGAAGAAAAAUAGCCAGACAAUUGAAUAUGCUAUUGCUGGACACACCACAGGUUGGAAUAUGGGCGGAGUCACCACUGUAGCAGAACUUAAUGCUGGUGAUGACGUGUGGGUUGAAGGGGAGGGGUAUAUUUCUGGUGCUUAUAGCCAUAUUAGGUACCAUACAGGAUUUUCUGGAAUUCUGAUUCAUGCGUACUGAGUUCUGUAGUAAUUAAUUAACUGAUCUGUAUUUUCAUUCUCCGCCGAAAUUGGCCGAGACUUGUAAUAGCCCCAUACCAGAUCAGCUAUCUUCAGACCUGGAUGAAAUAUUAGUUAAAUUCAGUCCAUAUUAAAAUUUGUAAAGAGUA